UCUUUGGACGAGUUUUCCUUUGCUUCCAUAUAAAAGCCUUAUCUUCCCGUUACAGUCAUCGUUUUCGGUUCUCCACGGCAGACGCACAGAGAGAGAGAGAAUGGCAACCCUUACGCUGCCUCGGCCGAUCCCUUCUCCCGCUGAGGAUUCCGAGCAACUGAGGAAAGCUUUCGCAGGAUGGGGAACAAAUGAGGCAUUGAUCAUCAAGAUUUUGGCUCAUAGGAACGCAGCACAACGUAAAUUAAUUCGUCAAACUUACGCAGAAACUUAUGGGGAAGACCUCCUUAAAGCACUUGACAAGGAGCUUUCAAGUGACUUUGAGAGAGCAGUACUGCUAUGGACACUCGACCCUGCUGAACGUGAUGCAUUUUUAGCUAAUGAAGCUACAAAGAGAGCGACUUCAAACAAUUGGGUUAUCUUGGAAAUAGCCUGUACCAGGUCUUCACAUGACCUAUUUUUGGUGAGGCAAGCCUAUCAUGCUCGUUAUAAGAAAUCCCUUGAAGAAGAUGUUGCAUAUCACACAACUGGGGACAUCCGCAAGCUUUUGGUGCCUCUUGUGAGCUCAUUUCGAUAUGAGGGAGUUGAUGAGAUAAACAUGACGGUGGCCAAAUCAGAAGCAAAGAUACUUCAUGAGAAAAUCUCGGAGAAGGCUUACAAUCACGAGGAGCUCAUCAGGAUCUUGACCACAAGGAGCAAAGCACAGCUCAAUGCAACACUCAAUCACUACAACAAUUCAUUUGGAAAUGCUAUCAACAAGGAUCUGAAGACUGAUCCCAAGGAUGAAUACCUCAAGUUACUGAGAGCAACAAUAAAGUGCUUGACAUGCCCUGAGAAAUACUUUGAGAAGGUUCUACGUUUGGCCAUCAACAGACUGGGGACGGAUGAAUGGGCUCUUACCAGAGUCAUCACAACAAGGACAGAGGUUGACAUGCAGCGCAUUAAAGAGGAGUACCACAGAAGGAACAGUGUCCCUCUGGAUCGGGCAAUCGCAGGAGAUACUUCUGGUGACUAUGAGAAAAUGCUUCUUGCCCUAAUUGGGCAUGGCAGUGCUUGAGCUAGAGUUUAGCAAGCAGUGCUGCUUCCUUCUGGUACUGGGGGAGUGGAAUCAAUGGAGUGAGGUUUUAUUAGUGUAUUGCUGACAUGAGUUUUCAUGCUUGGGUGUUAAGGCUUGUCUUGCUCUUGUGUGGGGAUUCUGUUUUCCUUGGGCGAGUGCAAGUGGGUAUACAAAUAAAUGAAUAAAUAAAGAAACUCUUGAAUA
Messenger RNA from Malania oleifera, 1258 nucleotides. RefSeq names its product annexin D2. The record is from RefSeq and is a predicted model, not a curated record. Lineage: Eukaryota; Viridiplantae; Streptophyta; Magnoliopsida; Santalales; Ximeniaceae. Gene Ontology annotation, molecular function: calcium ion binding; calcium-dependent phospholipid binding. The transcript has 5 exons. Gene Ontology annotation, cellular component: cytoplasm; cytosol. The coding region runs from base 101 to 1054 and encodes 317 amino acids.